Molecule: messenger RNA, 3688 nt
Organism: Dipodomys spectabilis (banner-tailed kangaroo rat)
Lineage: Eukaryota; Metazoa; Chordata; Mammalia; Rodentia; Heteromyidae
Gene: Pi4k2a
Product: phosphatidylinositol 4-kinase type 2 alpha
Exons: 9
Coding region: 68-1507 (479 amino acids)
Biological process (GO): Golgi organization; phosphatidylinositol phosphate biosynthetic process; endosome organization
Cellular component (GO): endosome; plasma membrane; trans-Golgi network
Molecular function (GO): 1-phosphatidylinositol 4-kinase activity
Source: RefSeq, a predicted model, not a curated record
GGAUUGGUUGUGGCCGCCAGCUCGGCUGUGUGGAACGCGCCGGGACCCAGAGCCGGCGGCCUGAGGGAUGGACGAGAAGAGCCCACUAGUGUCCCCCGAGCGGGCCCAACCCCCGGAGUACACCUGCCCAUCGGGUUCGGGCACUUACUUUCCGCAGGUGCCGGGGGGCGCGGUCCGCGUGGCGGUGGCGGCCGGCUCGGGUCCCUCUCCACCGAGCUCGCCGGGCCACGAUCGGGAGCGGCAGCCGCUGCUAGACCGGGCCCGGGGUGCAGCGGCCCAGGGUCAGACCCACACGGUGGCGGCGCAGGCCCAAGCCCUGGCCGCCCAGGCCGCGGUGGCGGCGCACACCGCGCAGGCCCACCGCGAGAGGAAUGAGUUCCCGGACGACCCCGAGUUCGAGGUGGUGGUGCAGCAGGCCGAGCUGGCCAUCGAGCGCGGCAUCUUCCCGGAGCGCAUCUACCAGGGCUCCAGCGGAAGCUAUUUCGUCAAGGACCUGCAGGGGAAGAUCAUUGCAGUCUUCAAACCCAAGAAUGAAGAGCCAUAUGGACAUCUUAAUCCUAAGUGGACCAAAUGGCUGCAGAAGUUGUGCUGUCCCUGCUGCUUUGGCCGUGACUGCCUUGUCCUCAACCAGGGCUAUCUUUCAGAGGCAGGAGCCAGCCUGGUGGACCAAAAACUGGAACUUAACAUUGUACCCCAUACAAAGGUAGUAUACCUGGCCAGUGAAACCUUCAACUAUAGUGCCAUUGAUCGAGUGAAAUCCAGAGGCAAACGGCUUGCCCUAGAGAAAGUGCCAAAAGUUGGGCAGCGGUUUAACCGCAUCGGGCUACCACCAAAGGUUGGUUCAUUCCAGCUCUUUGUUGAAGGCUAUAAAGAUGCAGAUUACUGGCUGCGACGUUUUGAAGCAGAGCCUCUCCCUGAGAACACUAAUCGGCAAUUACUUCUGCAGUUUGAGCGGUUGGUGGUGUUGGACUACAUUAUUCGCAACACUGAUCGAGGAAAUGACAAUUGGCUGAUUAAAUAUGACUGUCCCAUGGAUAGUUCUAGCUCUCGGGACACAGACUGGGUGGUGGUGAAGGAGCCUGUUAUCAAAGUGGCUGCCAUAGACAAUGGGCUGGCUUUCCCAUUGAAGCAUCCUGACUCCUGGAGGGCAUAUCCUUUUUACUGGGCCUGGCUGCCCCAGGCAAAAGUUCCAUUUUCUCAAGAGAUCAAAGACUUGAUUCUUCCAAAGAUAUCUGACCCUAACUUUGUCAAGGACUUAGAGGAGGACCUCUAUGAACUAUUCAAGAAAGAUCCUGGUUUUGACAGGGGCCAAUUCCAUAAGCAGAUUGCUGUCAUGAGAGGACAGAUCCUAAAUCUGACCCAGGCACUGAAAGACAACAAGAGUCCCCUGCACCUCGUCCAGAUGCCGCCUGUGAUUGUCGAGACAGCCCGUUCCCACCAGCGGUCUGCUAGCGAGUCCUACACACAGAGCUUUCAGAGUCGGAAGCCUUUCUUUUCAUGGUGGUAGCCUUAGAGGCAGGAAAACCUGUGUGAGACAGAGGCUGGGAGGAAGCCUGGAGACCUAGGUACAAGGAAGCCAGAGAAGUCUGUGGACAGCAUCGCCUUUCAGAGUCCUCCCUCCUGUUCGAAGCCUCCCUUGGGGCUUUCCCACCCACAGGGAGAAGCACAAUCAGGGACGAGAGUGCUCCUGGGCCCUUCCCAGUGCUGGGGAGGCUGGAGUUCCAAGCAGGGAGUCCAGGUGGCUGCAGCGGAGCAGUGCCCUUACAGCAGCCUCCUGGAGGCAGGUUGGGAAAGUCCCUCCUUCCCUGACACCCUGCUUCAUUGCAAUUCCCUAUUAUAUUCUGCAUCAGAAAGAAAAACAAAACAAAACAAAUUUCAAUGCUUGUAGCAGAAUCCAGUUCCUAUCAUGUCAGAAGCUUUGAAUUCAAAAUUUGCAUCGACCCAGACAUUUGGGUACUUACUCCCAUGAACCAAUCAGAGGGCCACUGGGUGGCUCACAGUGCUGGGACAGAAGCCUCACCUUUCCAUCUUUGCCAAAUUUUCCCCUUUUCCUCUUAAUCAUGCAGUACUGGCUCCUUGUGGGGGGCAGCUUUUGCUCUGCCCUUCCAGCAGUUCUACAUGUGAUUUAUAGACGCUCUCUGUUCUCUGCCAUGCUAUGGCUUGCUGUCAUUCAAGCAGAGGCAGGAGAGCUAGCCUUAGUGUUUCUGUUUUAAUGGGAAGUUGGCUCCCUGCCUGUGAAGAUGAUCCACACGGCCUAAGUUUAUGCCGGGAGCUGGGAGUGGUCAUGAAUGGACCUAUCCCAGCCUUGCUUCCUGAGUCCUAGUCCUCUUCAGACUUGUUUCUGUUGUUUUACAUAUAUUUUUCCAACUCUUGACUUAGGAGUUCAGUUUAGGUUCUGGGGGUGGGUCUCUGGGAGUAUUCUGGAAUAAACUGGCUCCUAAGAGGCCAGGAUACCAGGUCCCUGGGCUUCUUUAAUGUUACUGCUGCUUGUGGUGGAUGCAGCUUGACUUGGGAUUCUGUCUCCUAAUUGGCAGUUUCCCUUUGCUCCCUGGCUUCUGUCCUGGGCUUGUUUCUUCAUGGCUUUUUGAAAAAGUUUGAGCCCAAAGGAGGAAGAUCUGCAAAUCGUCCCCAGUGCCUGCCCAGCUCAGUGUGUAUCUCUUUGCUUCCAUGUGUCUUCUCCCAGCUGUCCCCCCUUGCCAGGUGUUCAAGCCCUUUCUACACCAAAGCAAAGAAUGGCCUCAGGAGGGAGUAAAAGGGAGUCACUUAUGGCUGAGGGGCAGCUGUGUUCAUGGUCUGUGCUGUGGACACCUGUGGUUCUUGUAUCCUGCGACUGGUCAAUCAGCCUUGAAAAGAAACUAUCUUGAAGGUUUGAAAACAGCCAAAGAAAGGGAGUGAGGGCUAUUGCUAUGUGUCUCCUCUGCCUGUCCACCUCCCACCAUCCAGGAGGCAUAGCAGAAAUUUCAGUCCUCCUGUGAACCCGGCCAGACUGCCUCGCCGUCCAUUCCAGCUCAAGAGUCAGCUUGUCCUCACCCAGCUGACAGGAAGUUUGAGGCCUAGAUAUGCAUGCCCCGUGGACAGACACUAUGCCACCACCUGCCUGUCCUGACAGUCCCAUUCCGCCCGCCUGGACUCUGGCCUGGGGAAGCAGAUUUAAGAGAAUAGUUGCCUCCUGACCACACAAGCCAGGCAGGAGCCUAGGUGUGCAUCACUCUCCACAGACAACAUCAUGUGAACCUGCUGGCAAGGCUCCCCACUGGGGUGCUCAGGAGAGCCAGGGGUGCCUGAAGAGGAGCCUAAUGCUUCACCAGCCUCAUCUGCACUGUCCAGCUCCAGACCAGCCCUGCAACUUGAAGGAAAUUGGGUCCAAUUUAAGGGGGAGCCUAGUUCCAGGCCUGCAGGCAAGAGUGUAGGCUGGUCCUUUCCUGGCCCAUCUCUUCUCUCCCUUGAAGCCUGUACUCAGGUUGCCUUGAAUGUGGACUUUGGGAGGGCUAGAGGCUCAGAGUGCCUGGGCAGGCUUCUGGGCAACACUUCUAGAAUAGCUGUCCUGCCCACCUGCCUGCCCUUCUCUGGCAGUGGAGGGUGGGCUGUGCGCUGCUGCUGCCCUCUAUUGGUCUUCUAAUGCACUGUAGAAAUUGUAUGUAAUGUAUUUAAAUCAAUGCAAAUGUAUGAAUAACAAAUCAAGUUCUGA